This is a messenger RNA of Mercenaria mercenaria, 1995 nucleotides long. RefSeq lists its product as uncharacterized. The record is from RefSeq and is a predicted model, not a curated record. Bases 1 to 888 code for a protein of 295 amino acids. Lineage: Eukaryota; Metazoa; Mollusca; Bivalvia; Venerida; Veneridae. The transcript has 3 exons.
AUGGAUAAAUCUUCGGACGAUUUACCAAUAUCAACUAGAAAUUUUUCAACUUCAAGUGCGGGCGCACACAGACUCGAGACUAAUGCUAAAUAUCCCGAUGAUUUGCUUCCGCCCCUGCAAAGAGGACCUGGAACGUCCACAUUCCCUUCAACUUCUACUAAAAAUCUGCAUAUACCUGGUUCAUACAUUUCCAGCAAUGAAUGCACUGCAGACGAUCCGGCACGUGGCGUCAAACGGAAAUAUGAUGAAUAUAAAAACGAGACACUUACAUACACACGACAAAAAGCAUGCCGUUGUACGCAUACUUCAAAACCUCGUGGAGUAAAACGUAAAUUUGCUUCUGAUCAUUCAGAGCAACCAAGAAAACGAUUCAAAGCGACACCAUUGGAAGUUAAAAUCGUGCAAUCUAAAACUGAAAAUAAGCCUUCAGUCUCCAGCAGCACUUCUAGCGAUGGACGCAAUAACGUUCCGAACAAUGACAGUUCUGUCAUUUGUUAUGACUCUGCAGAUUCUAGAGACAUUUCACAUUCGCAGCCUGUAGAGGGCGCUUCAAAAGAUAUAUCAGACGAGGAGUCACCUGACGCACAAAGCGAGCAAUCUGAUUACGAGAUUUCAUGUCCCAGAUCUUGUGUAUGUAACAUCGGUCACAGCAGGAUGCCCGAGCCGAUUGAACGCGAUCUCCCAACAGCAAUACCCUUAUACCGGUGCUUGCUUAUUCGCCGUUUAUACAGCCUGUCCAACAAGAAAUACACGUGCUGCAAGUCACGAUGUGUAAGAAGGUACCCACGAGAAAGCGACAUGCGCGUCAGUUUGCGUCAUAUGACCGAGGACUAUUAUGAUUCAGAUCUACGCAUCACCAGAUACUCGUGGGGUGAGUGGAAGGAGUGACUUUGGAAUGAUUUGUUUUAAGUCGACAUCUAAUAUUUUUGAUUAUUUUGGAUGGCUAAUUUAAAAAAAAGAUAGCAUAUAUUAUGAAUCAGAUGCUUAUCUACGCGUCACCAGAUACUCGUGGGGGUGGGGUGAGUGGAAAGAGUGACUGGAAUUAAUUUGAGUCGACAAUUGAUAUUUUUGAUUAUUUUGGAUGGCUUAUUUUAAAGAAAAGCAUAUCGACAAGUUGAAAAUUAAACGAAAAGAAAAUGACUAUUUCACCAGUAUGUUUAGCUCACCUGCUCAAUGUGAGCUAAUGUGACCGGUCUUCGUCGUGCGUCGUGAGUCGUGCGGCGUUCGUCGUGCGUCAACAAUUACCUUGUUAACAUUCUAGAGGUCAUAGUUGUGAUCCAAUCUUUAUGAAACUUAGUCAGAAUGUUUAUAUGUAAAUUUUGAAGCUGGGUUAUGUUGGGUAGAAACUAGGUCAGUAGGUUACUAAUCUAAUAGAUAAAGGGAAUUUUAGCACUCUAGAAUCCAAAGUUUAUGUUUGAAUCUCCUGUGAUUUGGUCAGAAUGUUUUUCUUUAUAACCUCUAGGUCAAGUAUGAAUCUGGAUCAUGUGGGGUCAAAAACUAGGUUACCCGGUAAAAUCAAAAGAAAAGCUUGUUAACCUUCAUGAAAGUAGCUCAGAAUGUCUAUCUUGAUGAUCCCUAUGACAAGUUCGAAUCUGGGUCAUGUGGGGUCAAAAACUAGAUCACGUGCUCAAAUCUUAUGAAAAGCUUGUUUACACACUAAAGGCCAGAUUUAUGAUCAAAUCUUCAUGAGACUUGAUCAGAAUGUUCAUCUUGAUAAACUCUUCACCAUGUUCGAAUCUGGGUCAUGUAGGGUCAAAAACUAGGUCACUCGUUCAAAUCAAAGGAAAAGCCUGUUCACACUCCAGAGGUUGUAGACCCAAUUACUCGGGUGAGCGAUGGCCCUUUUGUUCCUUAUACUUUGUGAUAUAUGACAACUUUUGAGAGUGCUAUUCGCAUAGUGAGAAGCGUCGUAUUAAAAUGUAUAAAGAUAAUUAUGUCAAUUUCAAAUAUAAAACGUGUAAAUUAUCACUUUGUUAAAGAAAAGGGAAUAUCUUA